GCGAGUGAUGUUACCUGGAACCGUUGCCGAAUGCGUGCAGGGUUUGUAACUUUUUCAUCGUUGAUAAUAGCUUUAAUAGCUAUAUGUUGCGAUUUGAGGCGCAUAAGCAAUGUAGACCAUGUUAUGUCACAUAGCACUUGUACAUGCACUGUGUACUAACAGUGGCCGUUGUUUUCCCUUCUUUUUGCUUGCAGCCUACAUCUUCUUUCAGUGCCACGCAUGUGUCCUCCACCUCGCCGAACCUUCAGAGCGCCAACUGUGCUGGUAAUCGUUGUGGUCACUCUGAUUUCCCUCGCGCAGGGACAGAUGUACUGCUUGAAGGAGUACAAGACAAGUCCAAACCACACGGGCUGCAAGAACGCGAAUAACAUCACCACGGUUCCAACUUACGGGCUACAGUCCUUCUACAACGACGUCAUCUUGCAGCUCUUCAACUCUUACCGCAGUAGCGUAGCGGUCGGCAACUGCAAACCGUUACCUACGGCCGCCAACAUGCUGAAGCUGGAGUGGGACAACGAACUCGCCGCUCUGGCGUACCUACAUUCCGCCUUCCUGAUCAACUCUUCGAACUGGCCUCUUCACGACGAAGUGGAGAACCGCUUCACGACGCGUUUCAAGGAAACGGGCCAAAGCGUCGCCGUCAUGCACAACACCACUCACCGGUACGUGUCCUACUGGAACACCGUGAUCCGUGAGUGGUUCGCGGAGCAUCAGAUCAUGAAGUUCGAGGCGGUGGGCUAUUACGACGCGGACGAAUCGACCAGCAACGUCUCGCAGAUGUGGUGGGCCGCGACAAAGCACGUGGGCUGCGGAUACUCGACCAUGCUGAUGCCCAACGGACGCGACUACGAUCACGCUUACGUGUGCAACUUCGGACCGGCAGGCAACGUACGCGGGCGGCCGAUCUACCGACAGGGCGCCACGUGCACCGCGUGUCCCAAGGGGACGAGGUGCGAGCCAACGACGGGCCUCUGCGCGGUCUUCGACGACCCCCCGUUCCCGCCGUUCAACGAAGACGAGAUGCUGCAGCAGCCACCAGUGGGAUACGCCGACGCGCGAGAGCCGGCGGUGACGCUAAUGGUCGUCGCUGCCGCGUUGCGAGUUAUUUCACAGAGGACGGAUAUGCGAUAACAAAAUAUAUACUUCACGUUUUA
Rhipicephalus sanguineus (brown dog tick) is the source of this 1154-nucleotide messenger RNA. Its product is annotated as venom allergen 5-like. Lineage: Eukaryota; Metazoa; Arthropoda; Arachnida; Ixodida; Ixodidae. The coding region runs from base 220 to 1131 and encodes 303 amino acids. The record is from RefSeq and is a predicted model, not a curated record. The transcript has a single exon.